Molecule: messenger RNA, 4146 nt
Organism: Thamnophis sirtalis
Lineage: Eukaryota; Metazoa; Chordata; Lepidosauria; Squamata; Natricidae
Biological process (GO): regulation of DNA-templated transcription
Source: RefSeq, a predicted model, not a curated record
GACCGGAAUGAAAACUGUAGGAGUACCCGCUAGCCAGUUCUAGGCUCUUCAUCCCCAAAUAGAAUUAAAAGCGCGAUAGACUCGUGACUUUAAGUAACGUUACGGAGAACAAGAGCUGACGCGCAACGAGGAAGAAGACCGCGUCGAAAGGUCGUGGCAACUUCUUUUGUGCUCUGCAAGGAGUAGAAGCCAAUUUACAGAUGUGGUUCGGCUGUCAACCUUAGGACCUGGGAGAAAAUGGGAGCAGCAUGAUUCAUGUUCGCCUCCGAGUGGGGGAAAACAGGAAAGCCUGAGCGGACCAGAAGGAAGCCCGUCAUUCUUCGGUAACUAUUCAACAAAUCUCCCUUCCUAUUUGUAUUUGUUCUCUCCGGAAGAGGCCAUCUGAGUGCACGUCAUUGUAGCAAGGGAUUUCUUUCAUUACCUGUCUGGUUUCUUCUGUCUUUUAUCUUUUGCCUUGUUGUAAAGCCAUUGUCUCUCUGCUCCUCUUAAUAUAUAUAAACACGCGGUGUCACUGUGAAAAUGUCCUUGCAGUACCUCAAGGAUGACAGAGGUAAGGAUCAGCUGCUUUAUAAAGGAUAUCUGUAUAAGAAAGUCCGAGCAAGCGGGAACAAAACGUUUUGGAAGUGUGCUGAAUACCGCAAAUACUGUUGUACAGGAAGGGCUCACACAAGCCACGACCAGGUUAUAAAGACUUUGCCCCAUCUUCAUCCUCCCACCAGGAUGCCAGCAGAAGCUGACCAAGUGCCACAUGGCGCAAAAGAAAGCACCGUGGGUCCAGAAUCCAUCCCUAAAACGAAUACAGCAAGUUGUAAUGCAUUGUCAGAAGUUCGUACCAAGAAAUGGUGCGCAAACCAUCCAAGUCAGACAAUACAGCGUUUGAGGGCGUGUUUGAAGGCAACCCGCCAAUCUUCACCCAAUUUACGGGAACCUGUCACUGCCGUUGAAAUGACUACUCAAGAGCCAAUUGUACCAUCGGCUUUAACAUCUCCUGGCUUUCAUGAGAGCUCCGUGGACAGAACUUACACGCCAAACCAUGCUCUUUGUAAAGAGAAACACGCUCUGAACUCGCCUUCAAUCCAGGCUAAUCGGGAAGCCGGUCGACAGAGAUUCCGCCUGUCCACCCUCCUGCCUGGAGAAACUCUGCAGGAGAUGCUGUCCAGGUUGAGCACCACAGCUCUGCAGUGGCUCCGUCCUCAGGAACACAGCAAGGACCAGAUUGUGGACAUGGUCAUCCUGGAGCAAUUUCUCAGUGUGCUUCCAGCAGACAUGCAGACAUGGCUGAAAACCCAGGAGCCAGGCAGCAGCGAGGAGGCCAUUCAGCUGGCUAUGGCCUAUCAUAGACAGGAACCUGCCAAGCCCGUUCAGGAUAUGAUAACCUUUGAAGAUGUAUCUAUUCAUUUCACUGAGGAAGAAUGGACUCUACUCAACCAUAAAGAAAAAAACCUUUAUUGGAAUGUCAUGCAUCAAAAUUAUGAUAAUGUAGCCUGUCUGGCAAGUGAUCAGAUCAAAGGAGAAAGUCAAGAGGAAGAUCCCUUGCAGGAAGUCUUUGAACCAGCAGUGGAAUGGCUUGAAAAAUCCAAGGAGACAGUUUUACAACAUCCUGAAGAAAAGUUGAAUAACAGCUGUCUGAAGAACCAGCAAAAGAGAACCUUGGAGAAGGAAGAAAUAUUCACUGGUUCUGAAAGAAAUGUGAUGGAACCAGACAUAGACAUCAUUCUUCUAGGCAGUGACGAAGGGCUGCAAAGUCAAUGCAUACAUAUUGAUUAUGGAGAAGGUGGUGCAUCUGAAAUAUCUAUCAAUGAUCAGAAAAGCCUGAAAGGAGAAAAUCUAAGAGGCUCAUAUGGAAUAUCCAAUAAGAUACAUCCCCAGAAUUUUCAACAAAAUUUAAUCAGAGUGGAACAGAAUGAUACGGAAAGGCAACAGUCAGAAAAAGAGAAAUUUUAUGGAAGCCAUUGGAGAAAUCGAGUCCACCAUGAAACCAGAACAAAUUGGAAUGCUGGGUGCGCAACCAUUGAUGAUAUAGAACAAACUGAGCCACUGAUACGCAACAGUCAGAGAGAUUUUAGAUCUGUAGAUAAAUCAUUGGAAACGAUUAUGGAAAGGAUUUCUCCAAGUCCUGAUUCAGAUCCAGUGCUCAUUUGCUCAAAAAUAUGUUCUGCUGAAUUGAAUGAAAGUACGGAUUUGACCAGUGAAAACCAGAAGAUUCUGGAAAGUGGUCUAGUUAAUAGUUCAGGAAAUGAAGGAGGGCUGGAGAAACUUAAUUCUUUUGGAAGUGUUUUACAGGAACCAGCAACACAGAUUCCUCAUCCAGAUGUUCAACAAGACUCAGAAGCCCAGUACAGAUAUGCCAGUCAUAGUAACGAAGAUGACGCUUCCAAAGUCAUCCUUGGAGGUCAGUUGAUGACAUGUCCUAAGAAUAAGCAUUUUAAUUCUUUCAAACAGUAUGCCUGUUCCAAUCCUGAGGAAAUCAUCAGUAGCCUUUCAGCUUUAAUAAAACGCAGGAGAGUGGACAGAAAAUAUUUCAGCAGGAGAAAUUUGAAAUUCCAAUCUGGAGCACAUCAUAGAACUCGCACAAGAAAUAAUCUCCAGAAACGCUUGAUUAGGCAUAACUGGUGGUACUCUAAACAAAACAGAAACUGGCUUCUUGAAUCAGGAGUUACUCUAAAACACUUCCCAAAGUUUGAACCUGUAACACUUAACACCCAAAUGGGUGAAGCUUUGUACCUGGCUAUGCAAAUCAUAAGGAGGUUUUCUGCAACUGGAUUUUUCUCUUCGAGUUCCCCCCAAAUGGAACAACAGGAGAGAUCUUUUCCUCUUCCCUUUCUAGACAAAAUGGCUGCUGAGCCUACCUUAAGCCAGGUAAUGACUGUGCUGCAGCAGGUGGCUGCUAAUAUUGCAGAAAUCAAGGCAGCCAUCUCCAGCCUGCAUUCCACUGUAACUAGCCUCCAGAAUGGAUGUUUCUCUGAGUGUACAGUUGAAGCUGAAGGUGGGAUUUCUGAUUUGAAAGACCCCGCCCAAAAGACUAAAGAUCAUGCCUCGGCAGUCUUGUAAUGAUAUUAAAGCCACUGAAGUCAAACAGGUCUGUAAAGCAAAGGAAAGCUGAAGAAGGAUCAUAAGAACAGUUGCCAAGCUGCCAGUCCCAAUUGUGGUUGGUAAAGGCUACCCAUAUUUAGCACUUUAUUAAUAUUAACAGGAGUUGCUACCUGGCAACACCCAGAUCUCCUGACUGAGAGUCUUGGGAGCAUCUGGGAAGAAUGCUGAGCCAAGUACUGUUGUAGCAGUGCUGAAUCAUGUGUAGUUAUUGCAUCAUUUAAAUAGUAAUUAUUCUUACUGGGAAAAGCUGGGAGCUCAGGAAACUAUUUUUUAUUAUCACCAAAAUUUAUCCGCAUUUUUUUCUGACUCUUGAUGAUUCCUUACUUUCUUUGAGCACUUUACUUGAAACUAUCUUUGUCUCUCUUAACACACUAAAAUGCACUGUAUUUCUAAUCUGAUUAUCUGUCCCACACUCGAACCCUCUUUUCAUUUUUGUGUCCUUUGCUAGUUAUCUUGGUCUUUCAUUUUAAACCAUCAAAUCAGUCAUGAUUUUAAUUGUAUUUAUUUGCUAUACAAAUACAUGCAUUCUCUUAUCUGAAAUAAACAAAAAUUCACCAAACAAUAAUGAUUCUCAUUCGUUUGGAGUCUCUAAACAGCCCAAUUGCUUUCUCUACUCCCAUUUCAUUCUCAUCCAUCCAUUCAUGUCAGUUAGCAAACUACAAUUCCCAAAGUUGUCUCUGUUUCUAUGCCCAUCUCCAACAACCUUGAUUAUGUGCCAUUAAGUCAGUGUCAGGUCUUAGUGACCAGGUAGACAGAUGUUCUCCAGAAUGAUCUGCUCCAUCAAUUCAUACCCCUCUUACAUAUUAUAGCCUUUUCCUUCAUAAUGAAAUCCAAAUCUUCAAUCCCCUGGGUAUAUUCAUUAUUGCCAUGCAUAUGUAUUUAAUCUUUCCAUAAACAACAUAUCUAUUAUCUUCCUUUCAUUUGUUUGAUUUCCUUUAUUAUCUGAACCUCCUUAUCACUUCCUUAAGGGACUUAAGUGGUCAGUGGCUAAGAUGCUGAGCUUGUCGAUCAGAAAGGUCAACAGUUCGGUGGUUCAAAUCCCUAGCACCACAU